AUGUAUUGCAACAUAUUCGCUUUAGGGUUUCUCUUGAGCUCUUUUGCUUUUGCGGCCCCAUCAUCAUCCUCUAUUUCAAAGCGGACGGCCUCUGGGCUCCCUUUAUCGACAAAAGGGCGCGAUAUCAUCGAUGCAAAUGGCGAGGUAUUCCAUUUCAUGUCCACCAAUUGGCCAGGCCAUCAGGAAAUAAUGAUCCCGGAAGGUCUCCAACACUCCUCGAUCAAGGAUAUCGUAGCUUGGUUCCCAAAAUUUGGCCUCAAUUCCGUCAGGUUGACCUUUGCCAUCGAGAUGAUUGACGACAUAUAUAGCAACAACCCAAAUCAAACCUUGGAGAAGAGCGUCAUCAAUGCACUAGGCCAAACGAACGGUACCAGGGUGCUUGGCCAAAUUUUGAAGAAAAACCCGCAGUUUAAUAAGAAUACGACAAGACUACAGGUCUGGGACGCUGUUGGGAGGGAGCUAUCCAAGCAAGGAGUGAUUAUUCACUUGGACAAUCAUGUCAGUAAGGCGUUCUGGUGCUGCGGUGAUGACGACGGGAACGGUUGGUUUGGUGAGAAGUAUUUCGAUGUGGAGAAAUGGAAGCGCGGAUUAGCGUUCUUCACUAAGCAUGCGAAAAACAACUGGCCAACUUUCUCUUCAGUGGGAUUACGCAACGAGUUGCGGGGCGCGAAAGUUUCCGAGCCAGUAGACUGGUAUACGUGGUAUGUCCACAUGACUUCCGCUGCAGACGCAGUCCAUAAGGCGGCUCCCGAUGCCUUGCUAUUCUUCUCUGGAUUGUCGUACGAUACUUAUAUUGAUCCAAUUCCACUCGGUAAGGCCUUGAACGGCACUUCUGGUACGCCGACUGCUGGGAAGACUGCCAGAUUCGUGCCCAGCAACUUUAGCUGGGAGAACAAAAUCGUGCUCGAGAUCCACAAGUACGACUUCGAAGCUACUCAGGAUAAUUGCACAACAUUCAAGUCAAAGUGGUACCAGAAAGGCUUCCAGGCUGUGAAUCCGAAUGACCCAGCUACUCAGUACACCUUCCCAAUGGUGAUUUCCGAAUGGGGCUUCAUUCAAAACGGUACGUACUGGAAUCAGACGACGUACGCGAGCUGUUUGAUCGAGAUGGUGAAGGAGUAUCAGGUUAGCUGGCAGCAUUGGGAGCUCUCUGGCAGCUUCUACCUCCAAACUCGACCUAAUAGGACGCCAGAGACUAUUCAAGGGCUUGAGGAGGCUUGGGGCUUGCUAAACUAUAACUGGAACGGCAUCCGGUCACCAAUCACCCUUGAUAAUAGCUUAUACAAGAUGAUCGACGCUCUAAAGUGA
Messenger RNA from Cucurbitaria berberidis CBS 394.84, 1308 nucleotides. RefSeq names its product glycoside hydrolase family 5 protein. Bases 1 to 1308 code for a protein of 435 amino acids. The record is from RefSeq and is a predicted model, not a curated record. The transcript has 2 exons. Lineage: Eukaryota; Fungi; Ascomycota; Dothideomycetes; Pleosporales; Cucurbitariaceae.